CUCCAUGGACUCCCCUCGCUCCUCAGCAGCAGCAGGCCGCCCCUGCCUCCUGCCUCCUGCCUCCUGCUUCCGUUGUCAGCGUUAGGGUGGUCGAGAUAAAACAAAAAUGGGAGUUGAGAUCGAGACAAUAACUCCAGGCGACGGUCGGACAUUCCCUAAGAAGGGACAACGCGUCGUAGUACAUUAUGUCGGUUCGUUGGCAGAUGGAAAAGUGUUCGACUCGUCACGUGUCCGUAAAAAACCCUUUAAAUUCAAGAUUGGGCACCAGGAGGUUAUCAGAGGCUGGGAAGAAGGAGUGGCCCAGAUGAGUGUCGGGCAGCGGGCGAAGCUGACCUGCUCCUCCGACUUUGCCUAUGGCAGCAAAGGUCACCCGGGGAUCAUCCCUCCAAACGCCACACUCAUCUUCGAUGUGGAGCUGCUUAGUCUGGAGGCCUGAAGCUCCCGCUGUCACUUUGUUGAAUUCCACUCAGUUGUUUCAGGGUUGACUCCUAUUCCAGGAACACGAAGGAAGAAAUCGAAACACAAUUCCUGCUCUUGAUUCCUACAUAGGACUUAUUCAUUAUUUUCUGUCUUCUCUUCAUUUAUCCAUCACUCUUUACUGUAAGUCAUAGGUGUUACAUUCUCAUUUAUUUUUUAUCAUGUUUUUCUCUGUAUUUUAAUUAUGUAUUUUUUACUUUGUUAGUGUGUCUGCCAUUGGAACCAUUCAGAAUCAGGCUCCUCUGUGGCUGUGUGGCCUUUUAAAUUGUACUGUUGAGUGUGAGUGAGGAAAUAUACAACUUUGUUUUUUACAGAAAACAUUUUUUUUCUUAUGCAGAAAGGUUAUUGUAUGAAUUUGGUUAUCGGAAAAACAUACAGCAUUUAGCACAGUACCAGCCACAGGUCUGAAGGAACGUAUGAGUUUUAGUUUGUACCAGGACUUUUUAUACAUUUAUAUAAGUGGAGUCACCAAAUAACAACCAUAUAGAACUGGGUAUAACUGUAUUAAAUGGAAAUAAAGCUGCACAGUGUUCCAGUCACAACAUAACAUCAGUUUAAUUUAUAAAAUGUGACUUAAAAUCACUGUUUGUCAAUUUUCAAACUCAAACAGAUUAAAUAUGAGGGUAAAUAAUGUUUUUUAUAAGCUCAUACUUUAGCUCUGUGGAAAUACUACAGUUAUUAUAUAUACUUACAGUUUACUUGCUUGUUUGGGAAAGUUUCCAUCUAUGGAACCGAGUGUGUUACAAAAUGGUUUUGAAACAUUUUUACAAAUAUUAAACUGUUAAAACACUUUGAA
Messenger RNA from Cynoglossus semilaevis (tongue sole), 1273 nucleotides. RefSeq names its product FKBP prolyl isomerase 1Aa (gene fkbp1aa). The transcript has 5 exons. Gene Ontology annotation, molecular function: peptidyl-prolyl cis-trans isomerase activity. Bases 107 to 436 code for a protein of 109 amino acids. Gene Ontology annotation, cellular component: sarcoplasmic reticulum membrane; cytoplasm. NCBI's taxonomy places the organism in Eukaryota, Metazoa, Chordata, Actinopteri, Pleuronectiformes, Cynoglossidae. The record is from RefSeq and is a predicted model, not a curated record. Gene Ontology annotation, biological process: protein peptidyl-prolyl isomerization.